Messenger RNA from Etheostoma cragini (Arkansas darter), 635 nucleotides. RefSeq names its product myelin basic protein-like. Gene Ontology annotation, cellular component: neuronal cell body; compact myelin; internode region of axon. The coding region runs from base 158 to 496 and encodes 112 amino acids. Lineage: Eukaryota; Metazoa; Chordata; Actinopteri; Perciformes; Percidae. The record is from RefSeq and is a predicted model, not a curated record. Gene Ontology annotation, biological process: myelination. The transcript has 7 exons. Gene Ontology annotation, molecular function: structural constituent of myelin sheath.
CGCCGAACAGGACCUAGACUAGGAUAGCUUCAUUUUCCCCAUCCCUCCCUCUCGUUUUUCUUUUCCCUUCUCUGUUUUUCGCUCUCUCAUAUUUACGUGAGAGACCAGAGCCCUGCAUUUGACAAAUACAAAUAUACUACCAACCACUACUACAGCCAUGGCAUCCGCAGGCAGCAGGAAGAAGAGCCCUGGCCUCCUGGAUCAGAUUGGAAAGUUCUUUGAAGGGGACAAGAAGAGGAAGAGCAAGGGAUCUUUCCGAGGAGCUCUCUCUCCGGGCCCUCAGAAAGCCUCUGCUGCCGCCCCACGUAAGCGCGGAGCAGAGAACGCUGUGGUCCACUUCUUCCGCACGAUCGUGUCCCCUGCCCCUCCCAAGUCUAGGUGGAGAGGACUGGCAGCCAAGAUGGGCCUGGGUGACCAGAAGUCACAGUCUGCUAAAGCUAAGAAGGCCAGUGCAGGGGACGGAAAAGGCUCCCUGACUAGGAUCUUCAAAAUGUGAUGAUAUCGGCAGCGGAGGAAGCAGGAGUGCUUCUCCAGCCAAACGCUGAAGUCCCUCUCUACAACCCCUUCCAACAGCACGAGGGCAGAUGUUCAAGAUCGCGGGGCUAAAGUAUUGAAAAAGAGGAAAAGAAGAAAAA